Messenger RNA from Elaeis guineensis (African oil palm), 786 nucleotides. The record is from RefSeq and is a predicted model, not a curated record. NCBI's taxonomy places the organism in Eukaryota, Viridiplantae, Streptophyta, Magnoliopsida, Arecales, Arecaceae.
AUGCGUGAUGCUGCUAUCUUAAUCACAGAUAUUACAAAACUGGUACUAGAAAAAAAGCCGGCCUUCAUCAAGCUAGGAGAUGCCACCAAUAACAGCACACCUCUUCACUAUGCGGCCUCCGGUGGUGAUCGUACAAUGGUGCAACUCUUACUUGAUAGCGAUUUCUCAGCAUCGUAUCUACGGGACAAAGAUGGCUUUGGCCCCAUUCAUGUUGCAGCAGCCAGUGCUGGCCAUCUUAACAUAAUAGCGGAGCUUGUACAAUAUUGCCCUGAUUGUGUGGAGCUGAUAAAUAACCAAGGCAGGAACUUUCUUCAUGUUGCCGUCAUGAACAAAAGAUUAGAAGUUGUUAAGUACGUGCUUGAAUCAGCUUUUUACAAAAUCAUGACAGAUUUGAUAAAUCAUGGCUCACGGUUUACUCCACAACGACUGGAUCUCAUUACAUAUCACCUACAAAGAAACCAAGAAGAAGAAAUAAACCAGUGCAGGGCAUUACCUAAUAAUCUUGCAAUAGUAGCAGUCCUCAUUGCUACAGUCACCUUUGCUGCAGCAUUUACUCUACCUGGAGGAUACAAGAGCGAUUCAAGCUCUGAUGCAGUAGAUCAUGACAUUCGGGUAUACUCCCUUAUAACUGCAAUGAAACUGAUGCGGGUCGCACUUGGAAGAAUGCUUGCAGCAUUUGCAACUGGUGUGUACGUUGCAGUUGCCUCCGACUGCAAGUGGCUUGCUAUUCUCACAGCUGUUAUGAUUUGCAGCGUUCCCCUUGGUGCUUGGAUGACUGCUUAUUAG